GUGUGUGUGUGUGUGUGUUUUUGUGCAUCCAGCACCUGCUGCCCGCUCCCGGCCUUCUCUCGGAUGCGUGGCGGAAAAUGCACUCCUGAUUUCAGCCUGGGAGCUGCGCUGGACUCGCUGCCUUGAGAUGACCAGGCGGUGGACGGGCACUCCGCUCUCUUCCCUGACACUUUUUAUCCUCCAGCUGGCUCUUCUUCAGGGACUUCACUGCCAGUUGCUAAAGCCUCAGGCCAGACCUGACAGCAGAGUUAAUGCACUGCGGCAGAAACGGGAUCUCUUCCGAGAGGAGACGUUCAGCGCGGUGCUGUCUGAGUCUGCCCUCCCUCGUACUGUACUGCACAACUACACGGCCCGAGAUGCCUCAUCAGAGUACUGUGGCUGUCUUAAUGGGGGUUGGUGUCAGGAGAGUGGUCGCUGUGAUUGUGCUCAGUUCCAGGCUGUGGGAGAUCGCUGUCAGAUCAUUCCUAACACGGGCAAGGAUCGCGAUGGGAUCUGCCGCUCGUGGGGGCAGCACCACUUUGAGACGUUUGAUGGGAUGUACUACUACUACCCUGGCUCCUGCUCCUACAUCCUGGCCAAAGACUGCCACUCCACCGAACCACAGUACACCGUCUGGGUGCACAACAGUCGCUCCUGCCAAGGUUCCGUGUACUCCUGUCCCCGGGCUCUCAGUCUGUUCUUCCCCAAUGAGGAGGAGAUCCACAUCAGGGGCUACCAGGUCCACAAGGGUGGGGUUAGACUGAGCUUGCCCCAGACGGUGCGUAACGUGUUCAUCGAGCGCCUGGCCGACUACAUCCUGGUGAAGAGCACGUUUGGCUUCUCGCUGGCCUGGGACGGCAGUUCUGGAGUCUACCUCAAAAUGACAGACGCACACAAAGGCCGGCCUUGUGGUCUGUGCGGGAACUACAAUGACGAGGGAUCAGAUGAUCUGAGCAACAGCAGGGGCCUGCAGGUGGGUAGCCUGGCUGAGUUUGGGAACAGCUGGGCUGUGGACCUGCCCCAGGACCAGCCCUGUGAGGAGGUAGAGGACGACUUCCCCGGACCCUGCCAAUCAGAAUCAGAGAUGGAUGACGCCAUUGAGAAAUGCAGCGCUCUCCUGUUCUUUCCUUUCAUCUCAUGCCAUGAGAACAUCGACCCCAAUCCAUUUGUGGCCAGCUGUGUUUCUGACCUAUGCGUGUCUGAUGAUGAGGAGACGUUUUGUCGGACGCUGGUGGAGUACACCAGAGCCUGCUCCCAUGUGGGCUAUCCUGUCAGAGAGUGGAGGGACAGCUUCCCCACAUGUGCCGAUGGCUGUGAGGAGAGUUUUGUGCACAGAGACUGCAUCAGCUGCUGUCCUCCAACCUGUACCUUUGAGAAGGAGUGUCUGGGCACCAACCUGCACUGUCUAGACGGCUGCUACUGCCCUGACGGCCUGAUCCUUCAGAAUGGCACAUGUAUAGCGGUGUCUCAGUGCCCGUGUGUGUACCAUGGCACCCCUUACCCACUCGGCCAUGUGCUGGAGCAGGGAUGCAGUGUGUGCGUGUGCAUGGGCGGAAUGUGGAACUGCACCGAGCACAACUGCACAGGUGAGUGUACUGUGAUGGGGGACACCCAUGUGACCACGUUUGAUGGGCGGAUGUUUGUCCACACGGGGACCUGCCAAUACGUCCUGGUCAAGAGCAGGGGAAACACUAAGUUCAGCCUCACUAUGCAACACACGGCAUGUGGAGAGUCUCAGGAGCAGUCUUGUAUUCACUCUGUGACUCUGGUGGUGGAUGAGGACGUGAACAGACAGGUCACACUGACCAGAGAGGGGGAGGUGCUGGUAGGGGCAGGGGUCAUGGCCAGCCUGCCCUAUACUGACGAGGUGGUGGAGGUGCGCAGGCUGACAUCAGUCUUCACCCAGCUGCGUGUGUCUCUGGGCCUGAGACUGCAGUACGAGUCUCGCGCUGGACGGAUCUACCUGCAGCUGGACAACACCUGGAGGGGAAACACACUCGGCCUCUGCGGAACCUUCAAUGGGAACCUGCGCGACGACUUCCUUUCUCCAGCAGGUAUGAUUGAGGGCACUCCCCAGCUACAUGUGAAUGCAUGGAGGAUCUCAUCAGCCUGCAGCAGUCCUGUCAACAUGCCCAUCAUAGAUCCCUGUGAGAUGAACCAGCAGAAUGUGUUCUACUCGUCCAUGUGUGAUGUGAUGACAGAGGCCCUGUUUUCUCCAUGCCAUGCCUACGUCAGCCCCACCGUCUACCACCAGCAGUGCCGAUACCAGGCCUGUCGCUGUGGCAACAACUGCCUGUGUUCCGCUCUGGCUCACUACGCAUACGUGUGCUCCCAACAUAACGUCAGCAUUAACUUCAGAGCACACGUGUCCGAAUGUAGCGUGCUGUGUCUGGGUGGGAUGACGUACCAGUCGUGCACGUCGUCGUGCGGCCAUACUUGUGAGUCGGUGAGCCGAGGGGAGGUGUGUAACGGGGACUGUGCCGAGGGAUGCAGCUGUGGAGAGGGAGCCUUCUACGACAGCGUCCGACAACGCUGCGUACAACAGUCUCAGUGUCACUGUUACUUCAUGGGGUCCAUCUAUCAGCCUGGUGAAGUCUCUUUCAGCGCCUCAGGACCUUGCCUGUGCAGAAAUGGCCGCAUGGAGUGUGUCCCAGAGGAAAGAGAGCCUGAGAUGGGUGAUUGUCCGAACGGGAAGGUAUACCACAGCUGCAGAGACCUGGGCCCAGGUGCAUCCCAUGUGGGCGUGGCCUGUGAGCUCACCUGCAGGAACCUGAUGCUCAACCUCACCUGUCCGCCCACUACCCCCUGUGUGCCCGGCUGUGGGUGCCCUGCAGGGUUGGUGGGGCAUAAUGGCGAGUGCUACUACCCAGAGAACUGCCCCUGUGCCUGGCUGGGACUGGAGUAUUUACCUGGAGAGACUGUGGACACACCCUGUUACAGAUGUGUGUGCCACCAUGGCUUCUUCAACUGCACCUACUCUCCCUGCCCAGCGGUCUGCACCAUCUACAGCGACCGCCACUACCACACCUUCGACGGCCUCGAAUACGACUAUGCCAGCGACUGCCAGGUCUAUCUGGUCAAGAGUGUGGGAGGCACAGAGGUGGCCAUUAUGGCUCAGAACAAGGACUGCUACGAGAGCGGCAUCGUUUGCAUGAAGUACCUGCAGAUCUACAUGGGCCUCACUAAGAUCUACUUCAGCGACAACUCGGGCAAACCGAGCUCCUCGACUGUGAUUGGCCGAGGCUUUGAAUUUGAGCUCUGGCAGGCCGGGUAUUACACAGCGAUCCACUUCCCUAACCAGGACCUGACCGUGCUCUGGGACCGCAAAACCACCAUACACAUACGAGCUGGACCGCAGUGGAAGGGUCAGCUGAGUGGCCUGUGUGGGAACUUUGACAUGGAGACGGUGAAUGACAUGACCACAGCUGGACAUAUGGAGGUUAGCAACCCACAGGCCUUUGGAGACAGCUGGGCCCUGGGACAGUGUGAGAGUGAUGUUCUGGUGAAGAGGCCGUGUGAGGGGGACUUGAGCCGGCAGCCGUACGCUAAGCGCGAGUGUGGGCUCCUCUACAGCGAUGUCUUCGCCGCCUGCCACAACGUGGUGGAUGUGACCUGGUUCUACAGGAACUGCCUGACGGACACCUGCAACUGUAACCGCGGGGGGGACUGCGAGUGCCUGUGUACAAGCAUUGCUGCGUAUGCACACAAAUGCUGCCAAAAUGGGAUCGCUAUUCGCUGGAGGUCUCCUACAGUUUGCCCUAAUGACUGUGAAUAUUACAACCAAGAGCUUGGGGAUGGACCCUACACACUGUGGAGUGGCGCUGCUAAUGACUCUGACUGUGUGUUUGGGGCGAACGUGAGCAGUGGAGAGGUGUUUCCUCUGCUCAGGGCCGGCUUACAAAUACAGACACAGUCCGCAGCCGUCUUCAACUUCAUGGUCACCGCAGGACUGCAUAAAGAUCGAGCCUCACGUCUACCAGUUGUCUCCUUGGAGUCUGCAGAACGUCCCAACUACUUCCUCAGUGUCACAGAAAGCCGCACGCUGCGACUGGAGCGUUGGACUGUAGGGGCGGAGUUUGGGCUCCGGGCCUCUUUUAUCCAUCACCAGGGCCUGUGGUUGCCGCGGCGAUCCUCGUUCGAGCUUCUGGGGCAGAAGGGUGUAUUUCUCUCCCUCACACACACGGCAGCACAAGCACAGAGCUACGACAACACACUCGCCUUUAAGGGCAGCAGCAGCUUCACCAUGGAGGAGAGCAGUCUGUUGAUCCCGCACCGUCUGAUGUGUGAGUGGAAGUUCCACUCCUGUUCCAGUCCAUGUGUGAGGACAUGCGGUGACCCUGACGCCACUCGCUGCCUCUUUCUGCCCCCCGUGGAGGGCUGCUUCCCACACUGUCCGAAGAACAUGGUUCUGGAUGAGGUGACAAGACGCUGCGUGUACAUGGAGGACUGUACCACUGUCCCCCCAACUCCUACCUCCUACAUGUUUGUGACGAGGUCAAAUCGCACUACUCCUGCUCCCACCAGCUCCUCCACCACCACCACCACCCGCUCUCCCUCCACCCCAAGGAGCCCAGUGACCUCUACCCCAGAGAGGAGCACUCCUCCUGGGGCAGAGGCUCUGAGCUCUGCUGCCUCCACCCAACCUCCACCUCCACGACCCACCCCAUCCAUCACCCCACCAUCCUCAGACACAGCCACGCCCACCACGCUUCUUCAGCCAAUCACCACCGCCCGCCUCUCCACCGCCCAGACCACGCACCCUCCCAGUACCACCUCUGCUGUCACGACGACGACAACACUUCCUCCUACAACCACUACGGCACAUGUAACCAUGGUGACACAGACCACACCCACUAUCACCACAGUGCAGACCACAACGCGACCCCCUACUACUACUUCUGUUUCCACGACAACCACAACAACAACAAUGCGUACGACGGGACCUGUGGAGACCACCACUCUUCCUGAGGUGACUGAGACUCCCACUGUUGCUGUGACGACACGGCAACCCACCGAGUCGGUGACCACACCAACCAUCACCUCCGCUCCCACCACACCCAAAGCUGUUGCUGUGGAAACCAUGAUUCCCCCUUUUCUCCUUCCCACUGCACCUUGCACACCUCCGUACUCUGUGCGAGUGGAUGAGUGCAGUGAAUAUAUCUGCUUUAACGGGCAGCUGAUGCUGCACAAUGCAUCUCAGCACUGCAGGAACAACGUCAGCCAGCCCUACUGUAACCUGCUGGGCAUGCCCAUCCAGACCAACACAGACCCCUGCUGCCCACAGUGGAGAUGCCCCUGCCGCUGCUCUAUAAUCUCUGAUCUGCGCGUCAUCACGUUUGAUGGGAAUAACGUGGCCAUGUACGAUAACGGUUCCUACAUCCUAGUGCAUCUGCCCAGAGAGAAUAUAGUUGGCCAGAUCGAGAAGUGUCCCACUAGUGAGAGUGUUAACUACAUCAGACGGCCUACACCUACUGGCGGAACGUCAGGUCUGUGUUUUAAGAAGCUCAAUAUCACCACUCACUCCUACAGGAUCCUGAUUAACCGGCUGGACAGAAAGGUGUCGGUGAACCAGAGGACGGCCAGACUGCCCUUCAGCAGACACAGUCUGCACAUUGACGACACAGGGACCAUGUAUGUGGUCCAGACGCCUGGAGGGGUCAGUCUCCAGUGGUACCACAGCACCGGCAUCAUGGUGCUGCAGUACACCGCCCCCCUCAACACCACCACCCCCACCAGGGGGCUCUGCGGUUGCUGUGAUGGUAACCCAGCUGACGACCUGCGUCUGCCCAAUGGGACGGUUGUGCGGGAGGUGGAGGAUAUCCCAGCAUUCCUGCAGAGCUGGAUGGUGGCUACGUCCGAGGAGACAGACUACUUCCGCCGCGUCGGUGACAACUGCACCACGGGCAACUGCGCCAAGUGCUUCACCAUGCUUAACCAAAGGCCUUACUCACAGUGCCACCACAAGGUUUCUCCAGAGCAGUUCUGUGAUAAGAUCUUUGCUGGUGACCUGCACUAUAAGGACCAUGAGUGUGACUUCCUGGCUGCGUACGUAGCCAUCUGCUACUCACACCAGAUCUGCAUCAACUGGAGGAAACACAAUUUCUGCCCGCUGAAGUGCCCGUCAGGUAAAGAGUACCAACCGUGUGUGAACACGUGUCAGACCCGCACCUGUCAGAACCGAGACUACUACGAGGAGAGCACGUGCUCGUCCAUCAGGGAGGAGUGUGUGUGUAAGGGUGGCACCAUCCUCCACCGCGCAGACUCGGCUUUCUGCGUCACAGAAGACCGGUGUGCAUGUACGGAUAACGACGGCGCUCCACGUGCAGCAGGGGAAGAGUGGAACGGUUCCUUACGCGGGUGCUGCCUGUUCCGCUGUCUGGAGAACGGCAGCGUGGUCUCGGUAGAGCCGGAGUGUAAGGAGAGCCCUGCACUGCUGUGUGAGAGGGAGGGAGAGUCUGUGGUGGACGUGUUAGAGGAGGGAGCCUGCUGCCCCAAGAAGAUCUGUGAGUGUAAUGUGACUCAGUGCCAGAGGCAUAUGCCCAGAUGUGACCAUGGCUACAAGCAGCAGAUUGGCUACAGCCCCCUCUCCUGCUGCCCAGAAUACCGCUGUGAGUGCGAUCCUGUGUCCUGCCCCAGUGUGCCGACGCCUGAGUGUAGAGAAGAUCAGUUCCUGGUGGAGGUGCGACAGGAACGCAGCUGCUGCUACAGCUUCCUCUGUGUGUGUGAGUCCUGUAUUGACCCCAUCCCAACCUGUUUGCUUGGAGAGAUUCUGGCUGUGGACAUGAACACGACAAACCACUGCUGCCCCCAGUAUCAGUGCGUGUGUGACGUAAGUGUGUGUCCUGAGCCUACAGUGAGUUGUGCACUGGGAACCACUCUGGUCAGGAAGCCAAUCAGAGGGCAGUGCUGCCCUGAAUACCACUGUGAAUGCCAGUGUGUUAAUAUCUCCCAGCCAUUGUGUGCAGUGGGGGAGGUUCAGGUGGAGGUUUCAGAGGGAGAAUCCAGUAGCUCCUGUGGUUGUCCACAGUACACCUGCAAGAAGGCUGAGGUGUGUUUGUUUCAGGAUAGGACUGUGCUGAGCCCGGGUCAGUCCAUGAUUCAGUACUUUGAGGGGGAUCUGUGCUACACCGUCCACUGCCUCCACCAGAGAGACCCAGAGACUGGCUACUAUGCCAUGGACAUCGCCACCGUCAACUGCUCUGAGAAAUGUGAACCUCACCAGAUGUACGUGCCCUCCUCAGACCCCCACGUGUGCUGUGGUUCCUGCAAGAACGUCUCCUGUUCCUUCACUGCUGAGAACGGCACCUCAGAACUAUUCAUGGCUGGCAGCUCGUGGGUGUCAAACUGCACUCGCUAUGACUGCAUAGAGACAGCAGUGGGCGCUGUGGUGCUGGCCUCUGGAGUCGUCUGCCCACCUUUCAAUGACUCAGAAUGCAUACAGAAUGGUGGUGUGGUUCAGACUUAUGUUGAUGGCUGCUGCAAGACAUGUGCUGGAUUGGGUUUGUUACCGUUUACCGUUAAGCCCGUAACUCCCUCUGCUAGCACUAACUGUGACACAGGUAAGGAAGAUGGUAAGACAUGCAAGAGAGUUGCCAUUCGGACAACGAUUCGAAAGGACGAUUGCCGCAGCAAUACACCAGUGACUGUAUUCUCCUGUGAUGGAAAGUGCCCGUCGGCUACUAUUUUUAACUUCAACAUAAACAGCCACGCUCGCUUCUGCAAGUGCUGCAGAGAAAAUGGCCUCCAGAGCCGUGUGGUGCAACUCUACUGCACACGCAAUGCCACCACUGUGGACUACAACUACCAGGAGCCCAUCGACUGCUCCUGCCAAUGGAACUAGACUAGACAACUAGAGACAGUUCUGCAACCACACACACACACACACACACAUACAUACACAUACACACACACACACACAAUUAUACAAAGUCACUCACACACAGACAGACACUCAAGUAGUAUUAGCAUAGUCUGCUCCUGCCAGUUGAACUAGAGAUUAUCUCUCUCUGUCUCUCUCUCUCUCCCCCACACACACACACACACACACACACAAAGAGACACACAACACAGAGGUAUAACCAAAAAAGCAGAGCUUGUCAUUUUAUGACACUUAAGCAGAAGUCAUUAGCUUAUGAUGGUGCUAAAUUCCAUUAUAUUGCAGUGGUUCAAUAUUUCUGCAUAUGUUAAAAGCUUCAGGAGAUCAUCUUAAAUCAUAUACUCAAUGGCAAUUAUGAUUAUGAUUAAAUGAACUUUUCAGUAUUCAGAUAAACUAUAAUGUCCACACUUAGCUAAUAACCCCACAAACCUUUCAAAUGAAAACCCCAAACCCCCCUUGACUUAAUUUAUUCUGAAUUAUUGUGAAUGGAAGUUUCAAGAUGUAUGAAGAAGAUCAAAUUAAACAUCUUGCAUUUAUGCUAACGCUAGUGACCAAAUCGCAUGCAAUGUUUCUUUGAAUAAUAGGAUAUUUUCUGUUUGAUUUGAUUUUAAAAUGUUGAGCAUUGUAAAUGUAGUUUUUGCAACUUGUUCAUCAGUCAAUUUUAUAGUCAGAAUUGUUCAUUUUAUGAAACUUUAUAUACAGCCUAAACAGGCCAAAAUAUUUAUGUUUAUUAGAAAUGUAUUUUAUGCAUGACUAAAUGUAUUAGCUAAAAUUCAUAGCACAUCAAAUUGAUCCUGCUCAUCUUUAUGUCACAAAAUAAAACAUUAAAUUACUUUCACUGCUUACAACACAAAUCCCAAAGUUCAGAUGAAAUACUGCACAGUUGGUAACACUAUAGGCUCCUUUCAAGAUAUCUUAAGAUUCAUGUACUGUAUCACUGAUAGAGUAUAGAGAGCAUUGUGUUGGUGCAGGUUCACCUGUAUCGUAACCUAUACAAAGCAAACUUUACAGCUUUGGAUUGCAGUUAAUGUUAUAUCAUGUCUGCAUCACAAUGUUCACAGACUUUAUCUAUAUUGUCAUUACAAAUCUAAACAGGAAUAUUUGUGCAGUUACUGAUAUCACAUGUAGUAUCAAUGCUAUGGAGUUUGUGUUACUGCAGCGAUUGUUUUCAAGUGUUUUAUUUUUAUUUUAUUUUAACAGUAGAUAAUUGGAAAUGUUCAAGGCGGAAUUUAAUCAGCCAAUUACAAACUCUUCUCAGAGGCAGGUUGAGGGCUAAUGAACCCUCAAGUCAUGGCUUGGUGUAGAGCAUAUUGUAGAUGGUGUAUUUUUCCAGUGAUGUAUUUCCAAUAAAAUAACUCAUUUUCUGAA
Messenger RNA from Alosa sapidissima (American shad), 9223 nucleotides. RefSeq names its product otogelin-like (gene otogl). Gene Ontology annotation, biological process: L-arabinose metabolic process. The record is from RefSeq and is a predicted model, not a curated record. Gene Ontology annotation, cellular component: extracellular matrix. Lineage: Eukaryota; Metazoa; Chordata; Actinopteri; Clupeiformes; Clupeidae. Bases 128 to 7819 code for a protein of 2563 amino acids. Gene Ontology annotation, molecular function: alpha-L-arabinofuranosidase activity. The transcript is spliced from 58 exons.